UCCUCAGUGAAGACUCGAACUCUCUCGAUCUCUUUUCCUUUGGUGCUGCUCUCGUGAAGCGAAGCCACCGUGAGUAUGCAUCGGACGGACGCCCAGCGCGAAGGGAAGCGAGUGGGCGAUCACGUCUCCGAGAACACCAAGCCUUCGAAGCUCUCCAGAUCUUUUUCUCAAGCGGAAGCAAAGGAGAAGCCAGGCUCAGACCUUCCAAGACGCGGAGAGGAAGAAGAAGAAGAGGAAGAAGAGAAGCCUGUGAGGGUUGAACCAAACCCAAGGAUGCAAAGGUACUUGGUAGCGGUGGAGUACAUUGGCACUCGCUUCUCUGGCUCUCAGAAGCAGCCCAACUGCCGUACCGUGGUCGGCACCCUUGAGGAGGCUUUUUGUAAAUUUGUUGGACAGCCAGUUUCAAUCUAUUGUUCUAGUCGAACUGAUGCAGGAGUACAUGCUUUGUCAAAUGUAUGUCAUGUUGAUGUGGAGCGGAUAAGCAAAAGAAAGCCGGGAGAAGUGUUGCCUCCACAUGAACCGGGAGUUGUUAGACGAGCAGUCAAUCAUUUCUUACAGAAGAUUGAAGGUGAUAUAAUGGUAACAGAUGUCCGAUGUAUUCCUUCAGAUUUUCAUGCUAGAUACAAGGCUGUUGAACGCAUAUACUUCUAUCGAUUGCUUUCUGGACCCGAGCCUUUGUCAACCUUUGAGAGAGAACGUGCUUGGCAUGUGCCUGAGAAGCUGGAUGUUGAUGCUAUGAAGAAUGCAUGCAAAAUUCUUGUUGGACAUCAUGAUUUUAGUUCCUUCAGGGCUGCUGGCUGCCAGGCAAACUCUCCUAUUAGAACUCUGGAUGAACUCCAUGUUACUGAAGUUGCUUCAUUUCUAAACUUUUCAUCAACUUCUGAGAGAAGAGGUAUUGUGUGUGACGAGCCGGCUUGGUGCUCAAAUAUGUUAGAGAGUGAAUCAUCAACACAAUGUUCACAUGUUUCUUCCACGAGCAUUGGAAAGUGCAGCGCCAACAGUGAUAUAGGAUUCGGCAUGAGAACAGGACAUCGUUGCUAUGUGAUUACAGCCAGAGCACGCUCCUUUCUGUAUCACCAGGUCAGGUUGCUUGUCGGUGUUCUAAAAUGUGCGGGGACUGGGGAGUUGACUUUUAAUGACGUUGAGAGAAUUCUGAAUGCUAAAACAGUAACUGCUGCUAGUCCUAUGGCUCCUGCCUGUGGACUGUAUCUUGGGAAUGUGAAGUAUGAGCUCCCAUGAAAUUUCAAGGGAUGAAACGACUUACUUUUUGAUCUUCUGGUCACCCUACUUGCCUUGCUGCAUCAGGCUCAGCCUUUGCAGGCGUGAAUAUGCUCUUCUACUCCAAUUUUAUUCAGAGAGGCUCGUCUUCUUUGAUGUAUGGUUGUAUGAAAAGGCCCCAAGUAUUACCUUAGAUGCAUUUUCGACUUGAAUCGUUUCAGUUUACUUGAGGUGAGAUGAUCAUUGUCAGUUAUGCAGUCUCAACAAGUUCAAACGGACACAUUUUCUUGAACUUAAACUUAGUUCAAGAUUUCUAUGGCAUUUUCAAUUGCCACCUGCUUAUAAACCAAAAAAGUUUAUUUCUAUAUUUAAGUUUUGUUGAUCAUAUUUCCUUUUAAUUUAUGAAUAAUAUAAAUUGUUUGGCUAUUGGCUAUUAAGAGCUGGCACUAGUGACCUUGUUGUUAUGAUGUAUCAGGACAUUCUAUGGUUUAAGAUAUACAUUCUUGACAAGAUGUUUACAAUA
Messenger RNA from Dioscorea cayenensis subsp. rotundata (Guinea yam), 1741 nucleotides. Its product is annotated as tRNA pseudouridine synthase A. Bases 76 to 1239 code for a protein of 387 amino acids. Gene Ontology annotation, biological process: tRNA pseudouridine synthesis. Gene Ontology annotation, molecular function: pseudouridine synthase activity; RNA binding. The record is from RefSeq and is a predicted model, not a curated record. The transcript has 11 exons. NCBI's taxonomy places the organism in Eukaryota, Viridiplantae, Streptophyta, Magnoliopsida, Dioscoreales, Dioscoreaceae.